CGUGUCUGUGUGUGCGUGUCUGUGUGUGUCUGUGUGCGAGGAAAGAUUGCCCUUUCCCAUAGCAUUUCUCUUGUAUAUGAGGAUUCUUUGAUACAAGUUUACAUCUUUCCACACAUACUUUCUUAACUCUUUGCUUCUUUAACCCUCACAUCUAGAUUUUAAUAAAUGAAUCAUUUAUUAAAUAUUUUCACGUGGUUAUAUGUAACAAACCCUGAUGUCUGUUGCUUUACAUCUUGGGCAGGACUAUAGUCACAGAACCAUGGAGCUCAGUGAUGAUGAGACAAAUGGAGAAGAAGAUCAAACAGAAGAGGAAGAGGAAGAAGAUGAUGAUAAGAACAAUAAGAUAGAAAAAGAGCCAUUGGAGAAUGUGGAGCAGCAACAAACAAACAUGGUUCAGCUUAGAGCACAGGCAAGGGAAGAUGUUGAGGAAGAUGUCACAGAUGCAUGUGUUCCUGAUGGACCAGUGAAGGGGCAGUGUAAAGAAGCUGUGCAGUCUCUGACAGAUUCUCAAGUUAAAGAUGGAGCCCAUCCACUUGUAGAGGAAAAAUCACAAUUCCAGAUUGAAACGAAACAAGAGAAAAGGAAAAGCUUCUUUGGGUCGAACAGCAAGAACCAAGCAAGAGAAGGAGAAAGCAGAAGCUCCACAGGGGAGCGCCACAGUGGGCUUACCUGUCAGAGAGGCCCUCGGCAGCAGCUCACACAGCGAAGGGCUGGAGAAGAUCCCCAGCACAGCCUCCGGGAGCCCUCGGCCCCCCCCGUCCCGCUCAGCCACGUGCACUCUGCUCUGAGGGGAGUCCUGGACGUCCCCUCAGAUCCAUUCAUGGAGCUCCCCUCAAACCCGGUCCUGAAGCUUCUCUCAGACCUAGUCCAGGAGCUCAUGGCUGCUAUGGUCUAGCGGUUCCCUGCUCUAACACAGCCUGUUUGAACAGACAGAGGGCUGAGUAGCAUUAGAUGUGUUAGAUGUGUUGGGAUACAUGGAGACAAAGUAUCCACUAGGACUGGCACUGAGAAGGUGGUCUUAAAGUCAGGAGACAAGCUUAUCUACCAAAAUCUUAGCGUUCACUACGGUAAAGUAGACAGAAAAACUGAUCUCAAAAUAGCAGCUUCUAGCAACAGUAUUUGGACACCUGCAUUGGCAAUGACAGCCAUUAAGUGCCUUGUGCAAACUCUACAGAACAAGUGAGGUUAAACUCAGUUUGGGACAUUUCUUCAGAAGCACUGUGUGAAGCCAUGUGAAUUUUGAUACUUCAUUACAAUUUUUGAUUGAAUUUUUGUCAUAUGAAAAUAUGCAGUUUGACUUUUGUGGUGUAUUUGUGUGUGACAUGUACCCUAAAUGUAAAUAAUUUUUACAAUUAUUUAUUCCUCCUUAUUCCUCACAUUUUUAUUCUGCACUCUGGCACUUUUUUGUCAAUAUUGUUAAUGACAUGUUCUUAUAUUAUUAUAUUCUAUUAUAUAUUGUAUGGAAUGUGUAAUGAUUA
Molecule: messenger RNA, 1478 nt
Organism: Electrophorus electricus (electric eel)
Lineage: Eukaryota; Metazoa; Chordata; Actinopteri; Gymnotiformes; Gymnotidae
Source: RefSeq, a predicted model, not a curated record